AUGACGCCCAAACGCCCUCCCACGUUGUCUCCCCUGCUAUUUGUGAAUCAAGGUCCUUUAGCGCCUGGUUCUGCGCCCCUUCCUCCCUCACCUUCAAGUGUACAUCCGGAAUAUGUCCUAGAUGGUCAUUGGAUUCCAGCGUGCAAGACCGACGGGACCGAUCCAUUGUUCGAAUAUCUGGAAAACACGUUGCCAAAACCCCCUUUGGAGAGUAUAGUGCAGGUUCAAUUAGACCCCUCGGAAACUCCGAUAACGUCGAUUCCCCGCGUCCAACCAAUCAUGAUACAACCUACUGUUCUUGACUUCGCAUCAGCUUCCACACCAAGCAUCGAUACUUCCAAAGACGCUCCCGUGGAUAUUAUCGUCCCUUUGUGUCGACCUAUGAGCGAAAGGAAGUGGGAUGUGCUUGACGAUGUAGUCAGUCGUUUAAACGGGAGAUCAGAAGAAGCACCGGCAGGGGAAAUCCAAGACGGACUGUCUCCUCCAAAAACGGUCAAAGUCGCCCUAUCCGGUCUGAUGCCACCACCUUUGACCCUCCCCUCCGCCCAGCUGGUCAAUUCACCAGAAUUCCAACUACAUGCGUCACGGCUAGCCAAUCUAAGCUUGCACGCGAACGUCUAUCUCAAGCUGUUGCCUCCCGUCGUGGAAGUCGGUAAUUCCCUCAUCGAGGAUAGGAAGGAGGUAGCUGAUGUCGUCACCUUGUAUCUGUCCCACGCUAUCGAGACUUUCGGAACCCACCGAUUGUUGUUUGGCUCUGAUCACUGUCUUCCUCUGGAUGUCCUACGAGCUCGAGCACAAUAUUCGAACGAGAUUACUUCCCCGGUGAAGCAGGGGGAAUGGUAUGCUAUAUUGCGUAAAUGUAUCGCCGAGCUCGGAGAGGACAAGUUCGCCAUGUCCGCCAUCAUGGGUAGUACGGCAUCAGGAUUGUAUGAGUAA
This is a messenger RNA of Tremella mesenterica DSM 1558, 936 nucleotides long. RefSeq lists its product as uncharacterized. Lineage: Eukaryota; Fungi; Basidiomycota; Tremellomycetes; Tremellales; Tremellaceae. The record is from RefSeq and is a predicted model, not a curated record. The transcript is spliced from 5 exons. Bases 1 to 936 code for a protein of 311 amino acids.